Molecule: messenger RNA, 642 nt
Organism: Volvox carteri f. nagariensis
Lineage: Eukaryota; Viridiplantae; Chlorophyta; Chlorophyceae; Chlamydomonadales; Volvocaceae
Exons: 4
Coding region: 1-642 (213 amino acids)
Source: RefSeq, a predicted model, not a curated record
AUGGCAUCGUCUCAACAGCAGUCGACACCAGCAAAUGCGCAGCCGACGCUUCCACAAUCUCCUUCCGGAGCGAUUCCAACACCACCACCACCACAAGCUGCGCUGGAUUACGUUGCUGAGCUGUUAAGCUCUGGCAUAAACCCGCAUAUUACAGCUGCCGACAAGCUUCACAAAGGAAAUAGGUAUGCGCCCGAUGACGUAGCUUAUCUGUACAAAGCAAUGCAAGACCAAGGCGUGCUCCUAGAUCACCUUUACCUCGCUCCCGGGAUGACGGUCAUGGUUACCAAGAACCUGUCGGCCUCAAAAAUCGAAAACGGUGCUUUAGCUAUCGUGCAAGAAAUCACCGAAUCCAUGCUGUCACUCCAGCUUUUGGACUCACAAACCAUUCGCCUGCCAAGGAUAUGCGAGGUCAAUUACAAGAAUGGGGCUGAGCUUGAACGCAAAAUGUUCCCGGUCGUGCCUGCUUUUGCAAGAACUGUACACAAGGUCACCGACAGCAGAGAAAUCGGACAAGAGACCCGACACGACAAACAAGAAAGUAAAGGCCACUUCCGAGCCAACGGGCACAACGGCCAACAGCUCAAAAGUAGCCACACAUCACCCGCAUUAAAGGCCAACCCAAAUGGAAGCCGACAGAGCUAG